Malus domestica (apple) is the source of this 1424-nucleotide messenger RNA. Its product is annotated as mitochondrial thiamine diphosphate carrier 2. Gene Ontology annotation, biological process: thiamine pyrophosphate transmembrane transport. Gene Ontology annotation, molecular function: thiamine transmembrane transporter activity. The record is from RefSeq and is a predicted model, not a curated record. Gene Ontology annotation, cellular component: mitochondrial inner membrane. NCBI's taxonomy places the organism in Eukaryota, Viridiplantae, Streptophyta, Magnoliopsida, Rosales, Rosaceae.
AUUAACGCCCCUUAAACGUUAUUAAACGCCCCCCACCUCCUUCUUCUUCUUCUUCUUACAAGUCGCCGAAGCGGUCUUACUCAAUCCAAUAAGGCGGCAAAACCCCCCAAUUCAAUGGCGGCGCUUUCUCUCUCCUCCAUUGUCCCACCUGCCCUCUCCAGGUGAUAUAUCUGCUUCAGCUUUGUUCGCGAGGGGGAUUUCUUUUGGCAAUGGAAGAGAAGGGGCAGCUCAAGCGAGCCGUCAUUGAUACAACGGCAGGUUUAAUCGCCGGCGGAAUAUCGCGAACGGUUACUUCGCCGCUAGAUGUUAUUAAAAUUAGAUUCCAGGUUCAACUCGAGCCCACGACGUCAUGGGCUUUGGUUCGAAGAAAUUUGUCUGAACCAUCAAAAUAUACUGGGAUGUUUCAAGCAACAAGGGAUAUCUUCAGAGAGGAAGGCUUACGGGGUUUUUGGCGUGGAAAUGUCCCAGCUUUACUUAUGGUUAUGCCGUAUACUGCGAUACAAUUUACGGUGUUACACAAGUUGAAAACAUUUGCUGCUGGUUCUUCCAAAACAGAGGAUCACAUUCAUUUGAGCCCCUAUUUGUCUUACGUCAGCGGAGCAUUAGCGGGUUGUGCAGCUACUGUCGGCUCAUAUCCAUUUGAUCUUCUAAGAACCUUAUUAGCUUCACAGGGCGAACCUAAGGUGUAUCCAAAUAUGAGGUCUGCGUUGGUUGAAAUAGUUAAAAAUCGUGGCUUUCGAGGGUUGUAUGCUGGACUGUCGCCAACACUUGUUGAGAUUAUACCCUAUGCAGGCUUGCAAUUUGGUACCUAUGACACGUUUAAGCGCUGGACCAUGGCGUGGAACCGGUACAGAUCCUCUAAUAUAAACCCGCACGGUAGAGAAGAUGGUCUCUCGAGCUUUCAGCUUUUCCUCUGUGGUAUAGCAGCCGGGACAUGUGCCAAACUUGUCUGUCAUCCACUUGAUGUGGUCAAGAAAAGAUUCCAGGUUGAAGGACUACAGAGGCACCCAAGAUAUGGGAAACCAGUAGAGCACCGUGCUUAUAGCAACAUGUAUGACGCCUUGCGAAGAAUAUUGCAGAUGGAGGGCUGGGCUGGUCUCUAUAAGGGAAUAGUCCCAUCAACCGUCAAAGCUGCACCUGCCGGUGCAGUGACAUUUGUGGCAUAUGAAUAUACAUCAGAUUGGUUAGAGUCCAGAUUGACUUGAAUCUAACUGUUCCCUAAUAGUUUCAAAUAUUAUUUUUGCAUGAUGAGAUUCUUUUGUCCUUGGAAACCUUAGAAAACCCUCGUCAAAGGAACCGAAAGGAGGGACCCUAUUUUAGCCGCCCUUACAGGCCAUAAGAUUGUAACUAGACAGCAAAAUGUUUGAAGAUAGAAGUUGAGAUUUAGAGCACCAUAAAUUUUUGUAUCAGCAUGUUUCAAAUGA